AUGGGCUUGUCAAGUCGGGGCGUAGUCAAGCUAUUGGCUAUAUUAUCGCGGCCCAUUCAUACACCAGGUACCGUCCAAGGGCAAAUUUCUCCGCGCUGUCCUGUGCCUUCGCGACUCUGCUGGCUUCAGCUCUACUACUUACUUUCAUUUCAUUUACACCGCCGUCUUCUCUGCUGUGUGCUAAUCUGUCUUAUCUUCUUUUUUAUGUUAAAUCAAGUAUCAUUCAUUAUAGCCCUCAGACCUCCAUCCAUUAUUUCCCAAGCUUUUAAGAAUUCAGGAAACUUCAUGCAUGAUCUUGUUUUGCCGGCACCAAGUGCAACAUCUGUUGGAGGUCUAGUCGCCGUCUUUAAGUUAGGGGAUGAGACACCAGCUGAUGUCUUAAUUGGCAACCUUGUUCGCCAAACGCCUAGCAUUCCGGCAGAACUACUUAAUCAUACCUCUGCCACAGCCUUGCUGGACUCAAAAGAUGUAGCGCCGCGUCUUCUUCGCUUAACGGAUACCGGUGAUUUAUUCACUCGACAAGUAAUUGAUCGAGACAACGUAGAGACCGUGUGUGGACCACUGGAUUGCUGCCAACUGGCUGUGUGUAAUCUAACCUUCCAUGUGGUGUUUUUCUUUAGACUCUUUAACGAUGCUUUCUCCUUGCUGGUUCACAUCUACAUCUAUGACGCAAACGACAACGCUCCAAUCUUUCCUAACCCCAGUGGAUAUGCACUUCUGGCUUCGGCAGAUAAACCAGUUGAUCUUAACAGUAAUGGUGACUCAUUCUUUGAGCCGAAUGAGCCGUCAAUAACUCUAUGGCUGCCAGAAGACGAAACUGCAGAAAAUGGAAAAGGCCACAGUCUACCUACGGCCAUAGAUCUGGACUCUCAAGCCAACAGCAUUAUUGAAUACCGGUUAACAGGGCCUUCAGUAAAUGCAGGUCUCUUCCGACUGAAGCAAAUGCAAGCAAAGAAUGCAGAUGCCAUCCCAACUUUGGUGGUAGGACCAAAUGCUCGACUCGACUAUGAGAAGCAUGAGAUGCGACGAUUCCAUCUUCAACUAGAAGCCAUCGAUGGUGGCCGGCCUGCACGUGUGGGUCGUAUAAAUAUUGUGGUUCGGGUUACUGAUGUGAAUGACAAUCCUCCAGUAUUUGAGCAUUCUGCAAUCAGUAUUUAUUUAGAAGAAGCCAAGCUUUAUGAAGAACCAGUCUACCGUGCACGGGCAUUUGAUGCUGACUCACGAGAGAACAGUAAGCUGCGAUAUAUUCUGGCUGCCGGCUUCCCUGAUCUUGAUGACGUGCUAUUGGAUAAAUUUCGAUUAAACCAGCAUACCGGUGACCUUAUUCUUAGACUUCCCCUUGAUUACGAGCGCUUCCAAGAGCGUCGUUUUGUCCUCCCUAUAGUGGCUGCGGAUGCCGGGCUACCAAGCCUCUCCGCGACGGCAAGUCUUACCAUUAAUGUGGUGGACGUAAAUGACAAUAUCCCAGAGCUAGUGGUGCAACAGAAUUUUACUGUUCCAGAAAAUGGUCCACCAGGUAGCCUAGCCUUACGCCUUGAAGUGCGUGAUGCUGAUGAAGUGUCUCGGCAUAAAGUCACCUGCAACGCACCAGCUCAGGCGGAGUUGCCUCUACGGCUGGUUAAGGAGGCCGGUGAAUCGGUCCUCAAAGUCUACGUUACAGCAACUCUUGACUAUGAAAAGACUCCAUAUCUAACCUAUCAAAUUGUGUGUGUUGACAAUGCCGAACCAGUGCAAACUCAUACAAUUCAUGUAACAGUGUCUGUUGGUGACCUAAAUGAUAACUCUCCUUUCUUCUGCAAUUCAGAGGGCCUCAUCACAGAAGCCUACAACUUGACUUUGCGAGAAGAUGAAUUAGUAAAUAGGGUGGUAUUGAGUGCCAAGGCUAAAGAUAUCGAUAGUCAAGAAAACGCUCGGCUAACUUACCGACUAUACACUUCCACACCAAAUAAUUCUAGCAGAGUCGGCAAAGCGGAUAGUGACCCAGAAUAUUUUCACAUUGGAAGCAAUACAGGAGAAGUGAUGCUACGCCAACCACUCGACUAUGAAACCAAGCAGCGAAUGGAUCUGAUUAUCGAGGUGCACGAUAAUCCAACUACUGGUAAGGCUUUAACAGCAACCGCAAAGUUGGCCGUCAGUGUGUUGGACGUUAACGACAAUCAGCCCGAGCUGGUAUCACCGAGUGAGCUCAGACUUCGUGAAAAUCAGCCUGCAGGCACACUAGUGGGGCAUGUAAAGUUUAUUGACCAUGACAGCGGCCCAGCUGGUGAGGUUAAAAUUUAUCCUGGGUGGCCACAGGUAAGAAAGUCGCCUAAAGCUGCUCCUUAUGGCCGUUUUAAUCCAGAGAAUCAGUAUCCACUAGGACUACUCGAAUAUCACUACAACUCCGUUGGAAGGCCAGAACCUUCUGGUCAUCUUGCCUUCUCCGAUUCAGUAGCGUCACAAUUCUUUGAGCUCAAUUUAGAGUCAGGUCAACUCAUAACUUUGGCCCAAGUUGAUCGUGAGAGCUUUGCUAUAAUUUUUUUAGAGGUGAUUGCCAUGGACAAUGGCAAGCCAACUCAAAAUAGCGUUACUGUUACUUUGACUGUGAGCAUUGUGGACGAGAAUGACAACCCACCUCGGCUACUAAAACCACAUUCUGGGGAAUUACUUACACUUCCAGCAAUGAGAAUGCAUGUAUCGAAUGAAGAAAUCUUUGAUAAGAAGGAUCAAGUAUUGAUGCGUUUACAGGCAUAUGAUGAGGAUCAAGAAGAGAAUGGUCGCAUUACCUACAGCUUAGCUGAAACUUGUAAUGCCUCAGAUUUUUUGAAAGUACAGCCAAACAAUGGCCACCUUUUAAUAAAAAAUAUAUGGAAAUCUAAACUAGACAAGAGCACAAACAAAACUGACUUGGUUCACGCUGUGUCGACUAGAGAGGUGUUAGUUCCUGAUCCUGGAAUUUAUCUGAUUUGUGUACAUCUAAAAGAUAAUGGCCUUCCAUCGCUUAGCAGUGAGGCUUCAUUUUGGCUGCGCAUUGCUCAGCCGGCCAGC
Molecule: messenger RNA, 3027 nt
Organism: Protopolystoma xenopodis
Lineage: Eukaryota; Metazoa; Platyhelminthes; Monogenea; Polystomatidea; Polystomatidae
Source: the annotation of a GenBank genome assembly